AAUAGGCAUAGUAUAGGUGCCCAUGGUGAAUGGCUGAAUAAGUACAGAAGAAGACAUUUGAUUUAGGUCGACCAUGAUACAUUGCAUUCGUCAGAUUAGGGUGUAAAAUGCUGUGUUGUUGAAUCUGUGAUGCUGUGUGUCAGCUAUGAAAAUAUCCUAACUUGAUGUCUUAUAUGUAAAAUGAUUUUGAAGGUUAUGUUAAAUAGGUUCGACGGUUUUGAUGUGUGCAGCUAAUUGAACAAUUGAAUGUUAUGUGAAACUGAUAUACAAUAUGGUUUUUCUGACACGAAUGUUGAAAAAUGGAAGGAGGGUUCGAAGCUCUCGUGGGAAGUUCAUAGAUUCUUUGCGCAUAUAUGUACGAGGAGGUGCUGGUGGCAUGGGUUUUCCAAAAUAUGGAGGAAUUGGUGGAAAAGGAGGAAGUGUCAUUGUAGUUGCUAAGGAAGGUGUGACACUGAAGUCCUUGAUUACCCGAAAUCCAACAAAGAGAUUUAUUGCAGAAAAUGGAGGGAAUAGCCAUAAGAACAGGAUACUUGGAGAACCUGGUGCAGACAUCACAAUACAAGUUCCUCCUGGGGUCACAGUGUGGAAUGAUUUUGGCCAAGUUCUUGGGGAACUAAACACAGAUGGUAGCUCUCUCUUGGUGGCAAACGGUGGUGCAGGAGGAAGCCCUUUGACGCAAUUCAAUGGACAGACCGCACAGCCACUCUCUGUCAAACUUGACCUGAAGCUCAUUGCAGAUGUGGGACUUGUUGGUUUCCCUAAUGCUGGGAAGUCGACACUUCUUCGGGCCAUUUCCAGGGCCAACCCUCAAGUAGCUUCAUAUCCAUUUACAACAGUCAUGCCGAACAUUGGAGUGCUGGAGUACUCAGACCAUCGGCAGAUCACAAUGGCAGAUUUGCCAGGCCUGAUAGAAGGUGCACACAUGAAUAUUGGUAUGGGACAUAGUUUCUUAAAACAUGUUGAGAGAACAAAACUGCUGUUGCUGGUUGCUGACAUUCAAGGCUUCCAACUUGGACCCCAGUUUCCCAAUAGAUCCUGCCUCGAUACAGUUGUACUUCUGAACAAGGAAUUGGAGCUGUACCAAGAUGAUCUGCUGGACAAGCCAGCAAUGCUUGUGAUUAACAAAAUGGAUGUGACUGAGGCACAGUUCAAGUAUGAUGAAGUAAAGGACAAGUUAAGACAUCUUGCAGAUGUAGUUGGUGAAUACCCUGAAGAGCUGCGCCCUGAGAGAGUUCUGAACUUCACGGAGGUCAUAGCCAUCUCUGCUGACAAGGACACCAGAGGAGUUGAGAAACUCAAGCAUAGAAUACGAGAUGAAUUAGAUUUCCAUGCAGCGUUGCAGAAGAAAGACUUAGAGACAGAGGUGAUUGCUACUCUUCGAGCACAAAUGAAUCCUAAAGGACCACAAAUGCUGUGAAUAUUUUAUUUUCUUCCUGCAGUUAGUGUUUUAUGAACAAGUGAAUGAGGAAAUGGAGAGCUUCCAAGAAAGCUGAUCCAUGUUUUAUGGCAAGUGGCUUAUGUAUAUUUGUGCAGAUUGUUCAUCCAGUUUCAUUUUUCUUAUUUUUACUAAUAAAAAUAUGCAUAUAAAAUAAUGA
Molecule: messenger RNA, 1595 nt
Organism: Zootermopsis nevadensis
Lineage: Eukaryota; Metazoa; Arthropoda; Insecta; Blattodea; Termopsidae
Product: GTP-binding protein 10
Cellular component (GO): mitochondrion
Molecular function (GO): GTP binding; GTPase activity
Source: RefSeq, a predicted model, not a curated record